Messenger RNA from Plasmopara halstedii, 990 nucleotides. Its product is annotated as elongation factor ts. The record is from RefSeq and is a predicted model, not a curated record. The coding region runs from base 1 to 990 and encodes 329 amino acids. The transcript has a single exon. Gene Ontology annotation, molecular function: translation elongation factor activity; protein binding. Gene Ontology annotation, biological process: mitochondrial translational elongation. Gene Ontology annotation, cellular component: mitochondrial matrix. Lineage: Eukaryota; Oomycota; Peronosporomycetes; Peronosporales; Peronosporaceae.
AUGGUCUUUAAGUAUCUUGCUCACACGAGCCCCUUGUCACUUUACCUAGCUCGCCGGAUUAGUAUGUACAAGCCUGACAUUAAUGCUGUCAAGAAAUUACGCACUGAAUCACAAGCACCACUCAAGGACGUGCGAGACGCGCUUGCGGCUACUGAAGGCAACUUUCCAGCAGCUUUUGAAUGGCUACGCAAAAAAGGCAUCGCGUCGGCCAGUAAAAAGACUGGUCGUCACACGGCUGAAGGACUUGUGUCCAUCAAGGUGACGGAGAGUGGCUUGAUCGCUGCCAUGGUGGAAGUCAACAGCGAGACAGACUUCGUGGCCAUGAACAACAAAUUUCAGGCACUCGUGAGAAAUGUGGCUAACGCACUGGUAGAAGUCCCGACAUCAAAGGCUGUGACUAAUUUUCCUUCGGAACAGCUAGCACUUGUAAAUGUAGACGAUUCUACUGUUGCUGAAAAGGUGCCCGAACUGGUGGGAAUUGUUGGGGAGAAUGUCGUGGCCACUCGUGCCGUGCAGCUCAAACUUGAGGAAGGCACGAUUUGCAGCUAUCUUCACAAUGUUGCCGCCCCUGGUCUUGGUCGUGCUGGUGCACUUGUGGCUUUGAGAUAUCUGUCGAAGACAGCAACUGCUGAGCAGACGGCUGGUGUGAGGGAGCUAGGUCACCGUCUAGCGAUGCACGUUAUGGCUGCCAACCCUCGUUUUCUAUCGCGCGAGACCGUUCCAGCUGAGCUGGUCGAAAAGGAACGUGCGUAUCUUGCUGAUUUGGUCAAGGAUUCAGGAAAACCUGCUCAUAUCGUUGCCAAAAUGACUGAGGGCCGCUUGAGUAAAUUUUUUGGUGAGUGUACGCUGCUGGAGCAGCCACAUUUAAUUGAGGAAGGCAACCCAAGAGUGGGCACGUUCAUUGCUGAGCAGUCCAAGAGACUUGGCGUGGACGUGACAGUGACUGCUUACGAACGUUUUGAGGUUGGUGAGACCAACGAGAAAGCUUAA